AUGGGCAGUUCUGAACAGCUCAUAAAGUUUACACUUAAGCUAACCCUAGGUAUCAAAGAGGAGAUCCAGAAAUCUCGCGGCGACUCUCUCGUUCAAACUCUUUCGCGACAACUCUCAGUUCAAAACCAAGGGGCUGAAAGCUCCAGGUUACAUGUAAUCCAGCGGGCACUGGAUCUUCUUGUCGCGAUCCACAAUGCUUUUGUUGACUCAAGCCUGGGUAUUGACAUUGACUAUUCCAAGGGAAACGGGCGGAGAGAAGACCCGGUUCUUGAAGAUACAAAACGGCGACGGGUGAUCCAUGGAUUGCUUGAUCUUGUUUCCCUUGAGGGAAUAUACCCUGCGCUAUCAAGUGGGGUUGGGAUCCCACUUGAGCAACGGGUAAUGUCCGCUCUGCCAACCGGCGUUGUUGCAAGACAACCAGAUCCGACCUCCGGGAACAAGGCACAUGAUGAGAGACUAUUACGCCUUAUAAUAGAUAAUUUAAGGCCCAUUAUUUGUGAUAAACGCUCUGGCAUCCAGUCAAUAAUUCUGGGAAGAAUACUAGUAGACAUACUGUGUGCCACUGCAGAACUCGCAUUUCAUUCACAGUAUCUUUCCCAGGACGAUAUCAACGUAUACGCUAAGCUAUUUCAAACGAUUAUUGAUGGAACCCCUACACCAUCCUUGCUACCCCUUCUCUCCACGUUCAUCCAAAAAAGUUCUUCAGCAUGGUUCAAAACCAGAAUAUUCAGCCAGUUGUCGCAGAUUCUCCUCCGCAGGGAUGGCGUGUUCCAAACAGUUAUUUUUAUUGCCUCUCAGUUUGCCCCGGCUUUAGGGCAAAACGUGGAAACAUCGCCCUCCAAUGGCCCUCCAAUUACUGUGCAGGCCAUCAUGCAGACGUCUCGUUUGCUAUCUUCUGUUCCUCAAACAGUUCCGGCUGACGACUAUUUUUGUAAUAUCUCUCCAAAAUUGCUAGCUCUUUUAGAUAGUGAUGAAUCAGGACUUCAGAAAACAGCCUCUUAUGUGAUUGGCAGUGGAAUACUCGGAAAGCAGUCAUAUGGGGCGCCAGGUGCGAUAGGAUAUAGAAUAUUUGUGAAACCCAUCUUCGACUCACUUCACGGUAAUCCGACAGGGGAAGUUGCUUCGUGGCUGAAGCCGUUUUCUUUAGACGGCACCCUCUUGAACGAGAGCUCACUGGAUAACCUCGAGGGUGUAAUCCUCAUAGAUGAACCGAAAUUGCUUCUAUCCCUUAAUAGGCUGAGCGCUCUGGUUUUAUUGCACCCAAACCCGGGUCUUUUAAAACGCCUGAUUCAACCUGUCUUACUGCCUCUCUGGGCGCUGAAGUGCUAUGCCAAAGAGCAUCAAAGAUCAUUCUGGUAUGACAAGGUUUCCACUCUGCUGAAAACCUUUUUUAGUGUAUCGACUGGAAUAGGGAGAUAUAAGAAACUGGCCGAUCAUAUCCUAUGGGAUGGGGGAAAUACCUGGACCUAUGGUCCAGGUCAAGAAGGCGGGAUUUCUGUCAGGAAACGUACAGAUCCCGGGAUUCAGGAGCAAUUUAACCCAAUGCAGCUCAUAUCCCUCUUAGAUGGCCGCAUUGAUGGCAUUUUAGAGCUGCUUUCCAGUGAUCCUCAAAGUGAGGAGCUUGUAGGAGACAUGUUUCUUUAUGUUAGCCAGGUGUGGCUACUAGGGCCUCCAGAACAACCUGAUCAUAAACAGCAGGAAAUUCUACGGGCCGGUAAAGAUUUACAAUCCACGUUGCAAAAGCUUACAAGUGCCAAGUUUACGGAGAAAUUACUGGAUAAAUUCAAGGACAGUCUAUCCCGACACCCUGACAAGAUACUGGGUAUAAUUGAGCAGCUUAUACGAAGCGGAAUCACGUCGAGGGUGAGUCAAGACGAAGGGAAACAGAAAACUGCAUCGUCCCGAUACUUGGGGAAUAUGGUUGAAAGCGGCCGUGAGGACAUUGAGCAGGAUAACCCCGAGGAAUCAGAGUCAUUGUCAGCUGCAUUCAGUCUUCUUUCCACCAUCCUCACCUCCCCCGAUUUUUCGUUGUCAGAAACAUUAUCCCCGGUCGUUCGAAGGAUAAAAGCCCAGCUAGGCAAGCUGCUACCAAAACUCCCGCGCUCUCUUGUUCAGCCCGCAACUACCGCAUCGAUGCUCCUUGAAAUCACCCUUACCUCUUCAUUAUCUGCGGGAGAGAAAUCGGAGACAGUUUCUUCGCGGAUAUCUGACCUCGAAAUUCAUCGCCAAGUUCUCGAGCAUCUCUCAUCUCCAUUACCCCCCAUAAAGGCUGAGGGUCUUGCCCUUCUCUCUCGCUUGAUCACCGAAUCAUCCCCUGUUCUCGAUAUACCUGCAACACUUACUCUUCUACUUUCUCUAAUAACUAAUUCAAAUUCCGAAUCUUCUUCAAACGACGAAUUCAUUUAUAUAAAUGUCAUUAAAAUUAUCGGAAUGCUUGCAUCAAAGCACCCACGGACCGUAGUCAAAACUUUGACAGAGCGCUAUGCAGAUAGAGGCGAAGAGUAUACCCUGGACCAACGGUUAAGGAUUGGUGAGGCGUUGUUGCGGACUGUUCAGGAACUGGGCGGCGCUUUGGUUGAAGAUACCGCCAAAUUACUUGGCGAAACUAUGAUUGCGGUAGCUGGGCGACGAGGUAGGAAGCCAUUUGCAAAGAGGGUUAGGGAGGAAAUAUUAGAAAAUGAAUUAAAGAAGAGGACGGGAGGAGGUGAAGAAGACAUAUUAGAUCAUGAAGCCGCGGACCUAAUGCAGCAGAUAGACGAAGUGAUGGACUCAGACACUGAAGACCCAGCGCGCAUUGCCUAUUCAGUCAAUAUAGUUAAUGCCUGGGCCGCUGGUGCCGCAUCUGACCUGGAACCCGAUGACCUUCGUGUCCGCGCAUCCGCUAUGUCCAUCUUAGCGUCAGCUAUCCAAACGAAUAUCGCAGGCCUUGGACCCUCCAUCUCAUCUUCUUCGAUUGACCUGGCCAUAUCAACCCUAAAUCUUGAACGUGGCCAGGAAAGCGCCAUCUUGCGACGAGCUGCCGUUGUCUUACUUCUUGAUCUCGUCAAAGCGCUCGACAUGGCAAGGGAAAACGGAGUUAACCUCGGUUUUGGAUUCUCCUAUAUUGAACACUCCCCAGAUUCCAACGGUCAGCGAGGACAUCCAAAUGAGGGAUCCAUUGGGAAUAUUCCCGAUAUGCUGCGCGUCCUAACAUUCGUGGAGAGCAACGAAACAGACCCUAUCGUGCGUGGGCACAUACGAGUUCUCAUAGAGAGUCUGGAGGCAUGGCUUGAAAAAUCAUUGUUGUGGGGUGUAAGGUCCUGCGAGGGAGUUGGGGAACCCAGGUUCGAGCUAGGAGAUCAACUGGCUGGGUUGGAUAUUCAUCCACAUCUUGAUAGUAGUGGUGCUGGUCAGCCGUUGGUAGGGGGGCCACGGAUAGAGGAAAUUGAAUAG
This is a messenger RNA of Paracoccidioides lutzii Pb01, 3432 nucleotides long. RefSeq lists its product as hypothetical. The record is from RefSeq and is a predicted model, not a curated record. Bases 1 to 3432 code for a protein of 1143 amino acids. Gene Ontology annotation, biological process: protein secretion. The transcript is spliced from 3 exons.